Messenger RNA from Lathyrus oleraceus (garden pea), 663 nucleotides. RefSeq lists its product as uncharacterized. The record is from RefSeq and is a predicted model, not a curated record. The transcript has a single exon. Bases 1 to 663 code for a protein of 220 amino acids. Lineage: Eukaryota; Viridiplantae; Streptophyta; Magnoliopsida; Fabales; Fabaceae. Gene Ontology annotation, molecular function: nucleic acid binding; RNA-DNA hybrid ribonuclease activity.
AUGGCAGAGUGCGAAGCAUGCAUCUUCGGUUUAGAAGCGGCUAUUGACUUAAAGAUCAAGAUUUUAGAAGUCUACGGAGAUUCCGCGUUGGUGAUCUGCCAAAUCAGAGGAGAGUGGGAAGUUCGCGAUCCCAAAUUAAUCCCCUACAAAGAACAUGUCUCGAAGCUAAUCCUGUAUUUUGAUGAAGUUACAUUCCAUCAUAUUCCCCGAGCGGAAAACCAAUUGGUAGAUGCUCUGGCUACCUUGGCUUCUAUGUUUAAGGUCAAAUGGAAGAAUGAAGCACCUUCUUUCCAUAUUGACUACUUGGAUGAGCCAGCAUACUGUUUGGCGGCCGAAGAAGAGUCAGACGAUUACCCCUGGUUCCGUGAUAUCAAAAAGUAUCUGGAAAAGCAAGAGUAUCCAGAGGAUGCAUCCAUUACGGAUAAGAAGUAUCUUCGAAAGCUCUCAGCAAAGUUCUUCUUAAGCGGAGAUGUGUUGUACAAGAGAAAUUAUGACUCGGUCCUGCUUAGGUACGUGGAUAGACACAAAGCAGACCGAAUCAUAAUGGAAAUACACGAAGGGUUCUUCAGGACAUACGCCAGUGGGCACACCAUGGUUAAAAAGAUCUCGAGAGCAGGUUAUUACUGGAUGACUAUGGAGAUUGACUGCCAUCGUCACGUCUAG